AGAAAGGCAAACAUAUAUUGUAUUUUUGAAUGUAUAGUCUUUGUAUUAUAUUAAAAAAGUGAAGAAUUAAAAAUGUCAGCAAACAGUUCGAACACAGUAGGUACACCAAGAGGUGGAAAUCUGCAAAAUCGUAAUUCUCAAAGAUCAACACUUUUAAAAGUAGUGAUUCUGGGUGAUGGUGGUGUAGGCAAGUCAUGCCUUAUGAACAGAUUUGUGUCAAAUCACUUUGAUGAACAUAGUUUUCAUACCAUUGGAGUAGAAUUUUUAAACAAAGACAUUAAGAUCAAUGGAGAGGCAUACACACUUCAGAUAUGGGAUACAGCUGGACAAGAGAGAUUUAAAACUCUUAGAACCCCAUUUUAUAGAGGCUCUGAUAUUUGUCUGUUGACUUAUGCAGUCGAUGAUAGGACAAGCUUUAAAAAUUUAGCCCUCUGGAGAUCUGAAUUUCUUUAUUAUGCUGAUGUUCAAGAAGAAUCUACAUUUCCCUUCAUAGUUGUUGGAAAUAAAGUGGAUGUUCCAGAUUCUGAGAAACAAGUCUCCACAGAAGAAGCUAAAGCUUGGUGUACAGAAAAUGGAGAUCCUCCAUUGGUAGAAACAUCUGCAAAAGAUGCAACCAAUGUUGAAGCUGCAUUUGGUGUAGCUGUUGCUGCUUGGGCACAACUAGAAGCUAGAUUAGAACGUCCAUUGGUAGAAGACACAGUUGACCUUUCAAAGCAACAGUCUCCUCAUCGUUCGAGUUGUUGUAUGCCAAUAUCUGGUGCUGAGUCUAACAAAAUAAUUUGAAGAGAUAUCUUACCUGUCUGCAAUACUUUCAUCACAAUAAGGUGAUUUUUAUUAUUAAAAAUAAU
Dufourea novaeangliae is the source of this 848-nucleotide messenger RNA. It is a transcript of the gene Rab9, whose product is annotated as ras-related protein Rab-9A. Bases 73 to 783 code for a protein of 236 amino acids. The record is from RefSeq and is a predicted model, not a curated record. The transcript is spliced from 3 exons. Gene Ontology annotation, cellular component: lysosome; late endosome; phagocytic vesicle. Gene Ontology annotation, biological process: retrograde transport, endosome to Golgi. Lineage: Eukaryota; Metazoa; Arthropoda; Insecta; Hymenoptera; Halictidae. Gene Ontology annotation, molecular function: GTPase activity; GTP binding.